Dendrobium catenatum is the source of this 1193-nucleotide messenger RNA. RefSeq names its product GDSL esterase/lipase At5g62930. Lineage: Eukaryota; Viridiplantae; Streptophyta; Magnoliopsida; Asparagales; Orchidaceae. Bases 113 to 988 code for a protein of 291 amino acids. The record is from RefSeq and is a predicted model, not a curated record. The transcript is spliced from 7 exons. Gene Ontology annotation, molecular function: hydrolase activity, acting on ester bonds.
UUUUACUGGUGAACUAGUCUCGAUUUUUAGAGAUUCUUACAACUUCCACAAACAUUGGAGGGAUCUUUGCAGAUCCAAUCAUCCAAGCUCUGCCGUCAGCUCCGCCCUUUAUAUGAUCGCUUUGGGAGCAAAUCCGUCUCUUUAUCAUCAGAUUCAAAUCAAGAAGUUAGGCUUCUUCUUCGCUGUCAUCUUCUCGUACAAGUAUUUCCGACUCGCAGAGCGCGAGACCGGAGGGAGGACGAGCAAACUGAAGAUGGAUCUGAUAAGGUCUCGCUUCGUUCUGUUCGGUGAUUCAAUUACAGAGCAGUCCUUCAGGCCCGGUGGAUGGGGAGCAGCCCUUGCUAACACUUAUGCCAGAAAGGCUGAUAUAAUUGUUAGAGGCUAUGGUGGAUAUAACACAAGAUGGGCUUUGUUCUUGCUUAAUCGCAUAUUUCCACUGAACUUCCCUGGUGCUCCUGCGGUUACUACUGUUUUCUUUGGGGCAAAUGAUGCUGUUAUCUUGGGGAGAACCAGUGAAAAACAACAUGUACCUACUGAAGAAUACAAGCAAAACCUUCGGAAGAUUGUUCAUCAUUUAAAGGACUGUUCGCCUACUAUGCUGGUAAUUUUAAUAACCCCACCACCAGUUGAUGAGAAUGGACGCAAUGAAUAUGCACGAUUACUAUAUGGUGAUAAGGCCAGAAAACUGCCUGAAAGGACAAAUGAAAUGACUGGAGUUUAUGCAAAUAAAUGUAUUGAGCUUGCUCAGGAACUAAAUCUCCCUUACAUUGAUCUAUGGUCUCACAUGCAAGAAACUGCAGAUUGGCAGAAAAAGUUCCUAAGUGAUGGUUUGCACCUAACUCCAGAAGGAAAUGCUGUUGUCCAUGAAGAAGUAGUGCGCGUCUUGUACAAUGCUGGCCUGAGGGCAGAAGAUUUACCCUAUGAUUUUCCUCAUCAUUCGCAGAUAGAUGGCCAAGACUUUGCCAAAGCAUUCAAACCCAUGAAUUGAAGUAUGGCUUCUGUUCUAUACUCACCAAAGGCGUUUCUACAACAAGGAAGCUGAUAAAGAAAAUUCGCUCAAUGUCAACCUCAUAUUCAGCCAGCAUGAAGCAAAGCUUCAGCAAUAAACAAAAACAAAUAAUAUCUGAACAAUAAAGGAUUCGUUUGGGACAGCUUUCAUAUUGCUUUUUCAAAUAAUUUCUUAAAAUUUUAUA